AUGGGUCUCGACCCAGAGCGGUUCCAACGGUCCAUCAUUUAUCCUUCCCCUCAGGUUUCAACCGCCGUCGUUGAACCCUACAACAGCGUCCUCUCCACCCACUCCCUCUUGGAGCAUACCGACGUGGUUGUCCUGUUGGACAAUGAAGCCAUCUACGACAUCUGUAGGAGAUCCCUCGACAUCGAGAGACCCACUUACACCAACCUGAACCGCCUCAUCUCUCAGAUAAUUUCUUCCUUGACCACCUCCCUCAGGUUCGAUGGCGCCAUCAAUGUCGACAUCACUGAGUUCCAGACCAACCUUGUGCCUUACUAUCGCAUCCAUUUCAUGCCCUCGUCCUAUGCUCCGGUUAUUUCUGCUGUCAAGGCCUACCAUGAGCAAUUGUCCGUGCCCGAGAUCACCAAUGUCGUGUUUGAGCCUGCCAGCAUGAUGGCCAAGUGUGAUCCCAGACACGGGAAGUACAUGGCUUGCUGCUUGAUGUACCGUGGUGAUGUUGUUCCCAAGGAUGUCAAUGCUGUAAUUGCUACCAUCAAGACUAAGAGGACUGUGCAGUUUGUUGAUUGAGAGAACUGCAAUGAGAAGAUGGAGCAAUUACUAAAAACAUGUUUCUACAGAGUUUAGAAUUUAUUCAAUAAAUUCUAACUAUUAGAAAAAAAAAAUGUGUUCCAG
Molecule: messenger RNA, 669 nt
Organism: Vigna angularis (adzuki bean)
Lineage: Eukaryota; Viridiplantae; Streptophyta; Magnoliopsida; Fabales; Fabaceae
Product: tubulin alpha-2 chain-like
Exons: 3
Coding region: 1-564 (187 amino acids)
Biological process (GO): mitotic cell cycle; microtubule cytoskeleton organization
Cellular component (GO): cytoplasm; microtubule
Molecular function (GO): structural constituent of cytoskeleton; GTP binding
Source: RefSeq, a predicted model, not a curated record